ACCCGCAGGAAGACCAUAAGCAAGAAGACCCAUAGAACAAAGAGAGAAAAAAGAGCAAGUCCCCAAGAAAGAGAUUAGAUCAAUGGCGCAAGAAGCUCUUGCUGUUGCUGGAAUCAGUAAUGAUCUAGUAACCAGAUCAUGGAUGGCAUCGAAGAUAGCUUACAACACCGAGCAUUUUUGCAAGGAAGAAGAAGGGGAGUUGGUGUAUUUCUCUUUCAAACCAUCUUUCUCGGAGAAAGAUUGGUUUGCUCCGGAGAAUGGGUCUUCCUUUGGAGAAACUAAGAUGAAUCGUGAACAGUUCCCUUGUAUGAGAAGCUUCAGCAACGACGUUGACGCUACGGUUAACGAAGCUUUCCUCAAGAAUCUUGAUAUCCUCAUUUCUCAAAGAACCUCAUUCCGUGAUGAUGUUGUCAGCAGCCAAAAAUGUAAAAGGAUAGUGUUCACAGGACAUUCAUCAGGAGGGGCAACUGCAAUUUUGGCAACAGUUUGGUAUUUGGAGACGUACUUGACGAAGAAACAGAUUGGUGGUUUCCCUUUCCCAGAGCCUCUUUGUGUGACGUUUGGAGCUCCUUUGGUGGGUGACAAUGUCUUCAAGCACGCGCUUGGGAGAGAGAACUGGAGCAGGUUCUUCCUGAACUUGGUCACAAGAUUCGAUAUUGUCCCUCGGAUAAUGCUUGCUCCAAAGGCAUCAACAAAGCAAACUCUGCCUUAUGCUCUUUACAAGCUGGAUGAUACAGCUUCUCGGAUCCAAGAAAACGACCAGGGAAUCGCAGGUUUCUUCGCAGCGGUGAUGAAAGACGUAGAAAUUGCUUCGCGCCAAGCCGGUUGUGAACUGAUUGGAGACGGAGGAGGGAAUGCGUUUUUGGAAACUUUUUCAAGUUUCCUUGAGCUGAGUCCUUAUAGACCCGCAGGCACUUUUGUCUUCUCUACGGGGACGAGAUUGGUCCAAGUGAGCAACUCAGAUGCCAUUUUCCAGCUUCUGUUUUACGCUUCUCAGUCAAGCAAUGAGCAAGAGUUGUCUCUAAGACCAUAUGAAAGCAUACAAGAUCACCGUAGCUAUCAGGAAAUGGUAGAUUCGAUGGGAACGAAGGAGGUUAAUGAUCUUGACAUGGAUCACUUGGCUUUCGAUGGAGGAGAAUCUGCGCUCAGUGACCUCGGACUGAGCACAAGCGACAGGAAAUGCCUCCUUGCUGCAUAUGAAGCAGAGAAGAAAAGAGUUGAUAAUCAGAGUAAGAUGGACAAGGAAAGAGAGACUAAAACAGAAGAGAAGCUGGACUGGAUAGAGAACGUAUACAAGCCAAGGUGUCUAGCUCUUGCAAAAGGGUACUAUGAUUCCUUCAAGGAAUCUCCUGAAGAUGACGACUUCACAGCAAACGUCACUAGAGCUGAGUUAGCUGGUUCAUUUGACAAGGUGUUCGGUUUACUGAAAAAAGGUCAACUUCCAGAUGGAUUCGAGGGGCGCAGUGAGUGGAUCGAGCUACAAAUUCGCUACGUCAAACUAGUCGAACCACUUGAUAUUGCAAACUACCACAGGCACUUGAAGAACGAAGACACAGGGCCUUACAUGGGAAAAGGAAGACCAAACCGCUACAAACACGCUCAGAGAUUGUACGAGCAUAAACUACUUAAGGCAGGACGGCCUGCAGAAGAGAUAAAGACAUCCAGCUUAGGAUCGUGCUUUUGGGCCGAGGUCGAAGAACUAAGGGGAAAAGAAUAUGAUAAGGUAAAGGUUAGUAAACUAGAAGAGUUGCUUCAAGGAUGGAUCAUAGACAAGGAAGUAGAUGAUGAGCAUAUAUUUUUGGAGGGCUCAACAUUCAGAAAGUGGUGGCACUCACUUCCUGAGCUUCACAAACUCUGUUCUCUCCUACGAGGGCGUAUGGGUUAAACCAAGAGACACUUGAACCAGAAAAAAAAAAGGUUGAUUGUUUAAGCUAUUGCAACUUCCUUUGUGCAAUAAAGAGAUGCAAUCAAUAGCUCUCAGUUUUUCAAUUUGAUUUCUACUUCAGGAUGAUCUUAAAUAAGAAACAUGCUCUAAGAUCAUGAAGAUAUAUGUAAUUGUUCUCUAUUUUAAUGUCGAAUUUGGUUUGCACUUAA
Molecule: messenger RNA, 2094 nt
Organism: Brassica napus (rape)
Lineage: Eukaryota; Viridiplantae; Streptophyta; Magnoliopsida; Brassicales; Brassicaceae
Product: protein EDS1B
Exons: 3
Coding region: 83-1885 (600 amino acids)
Biological process (GO): lipid metabolic process; defense response
Source: RefSeq, a predicted model, not a curated record